Messenger RNA from Drepanopeziza brunnea f. sp. 'multigermtubi' MB_m1, 1992 nucleotides. RefSeq lists its product as uncharacterized. NCBI's taxonomy places the organism in Eukaryota, Fungi, Ascomycota, Leotiomycetes, Helotiales, Drepanopezizaceae. The record is from RefSeq and is a predicted model, not a curated record. Gene Ontology annotation, molecular function: oxidoreductase activity; FAD binding.
AUGCCGGUAUUCACAGAAUCCUCUGCAUCUUCGCGGGAUCUACGUAUCCUUCCCUCCUUUGCAUCUCCCCUUCCACGCCUGACUCCAAAGUUCGAGCCUUCAGGGAAUGAAGAGAAGUACGAGGUAUUGAUCGCAGGCGCAGGACCAGCUGGUCUCUUCCUGCAAGUCCUCCUCGCACGAUACGGCCUCAACGACACCUCCCUCCUCUGUAUCGACGCGAAACCCACCGCCUUGAAAUCCGGCCAGGCAGAUGGCCUACAACCGCGCACCCUCGAAGUGCUGAAGAGCCUGGGGCUGGCAGACGAAAUCCUCACGGAGGGCUGUCAGAUGUGGGAGGUGGCAUUCUGGAAUCCGGAUCAGCAAGGCGGAAUCGAUCGAACGUCCAUCGUACCGGAUGUCGCUGUGCCGGCGCGAUUCCCGCACGAGGUCACGAUCCACCAGGGGCGGAUCGAGCGCAUACUUGAGGAUGACCUGCGCAGGUACUCUGAUCGUGGGGUGCAAAGAUCCACACGGUUGACCAAGGUUGAAAUCGAUGAAGCUGGAGACGCCGAGUUUCCAGUCGUCGUGGAAAUGGAAGGCCCCUCGGGGCUGCGGACGGUGCGAACGAAGCACCUGGUGGGAGCGGACGGAGCACACUCGCUGGUCCGAAGGUCGAUGGGCUUCAAACUCGAGGGGGAGACAUCCGAUUUCAUCUGGGGGGUUGUGGACUUCGUUGCAGAUACCGACUUUCCGGACAUCAGGCGAAGAAGUGCUAUCCACUCGGACAAUGGCAGCGUCAUGGUCAUUCCGAGAGAGAGAAUUGCGACGGGAGAGUAUCUGACGCGGCUGUACGUUCAUGUGCAAGAGGAUGUGAUUCCCGAUGGCGAUAUCGCGAGUGAGCAGGGAGUAAAGGGAGACAGCAAGGCCGAAGCAAAAGCCCGGCGAGAGAAAAUCACUAUGGAAAGCAUACUCGCUCAAGCACAAGAGGUUUUCAAGCCCUAUCACAUCAAACCGAAACGAGCAGACGCGGUAGAUUGGUGGGCAGCGUACCAGAUUGGGCAGCGCGUAUCAGAGAACUUCAUCAAACAGGAUUCCAAAGGCGUGAACCGAGUCUUCAUUGUAGGCGACGCUUGCCACACGCAUAGUCCAAAAGCUGGCCAGGGCAUGAAUGUUUCCAUGAUGGACUCGUAUAACCUCUCCUGGAAAUUAAUACAUUCCCUGAACGGAUUUACUCCGAGGACGGGCUCGUCAGAUGCGGUCCUCGACAGCUUCGAGAUAGAACGCCUUACCGUUGCGAGGGAGCUGAUUGCAUUCGACAAAGAGUUCUCGUCUAUGUUCUCGGGAAAGAUCGGCACCGGCGAAGGCGAGGGGAAUCUCACCCAUGACCAAUUUCUGGAAGUAUUCAGCACAGGAAAUGGGUUCACAAGUGGUUGUGGCAUCGAGUAUCCUGACACCUUGAUUGUGGACAAGGCGACCUCCGAAGGUAUAGUUGAGGGAAGUGACUACUUAAGCGGAGUUCUCAGACCUGGCCGACGAUUACUCAAUGUUAAAGCGAAGAGACAUGCGGAUGGCUACAGAAGGGAUCUCCAAGACGACUUCCCUUCCACUGGCCGAUUCCGCAUCCUCCAGUUCACUUCAACGGAUCUUCUUGAUCCUUCCGGUACAUCAGCCCUUUCCCUCGCGCACAUAUCUCGGCUUCUGGGCAGAUUUCCGUCUGGAAUUAUAGAGUUGGUUGUCCUGCACCCGCUUGAACCCGAUUCUUUUAUGUGGAAAGACGUUCCAGCCAUGGUGAAAGAGCGUGCUGAAAUGAGCUUCUACAAUGGCACCAAGCUAGAAGACGCAUACGCAGUAUAUGGCGUAAGUCCUGCGAAGGGCGCCAUUGCGGUGCUCCGACCUGAUGGAUACAUUGGCACCGUCGCCAGCCUGCAGGACACGGAAAGGAUUGGGAAAUACCUGAAGGGGUGUUUGAGAGAGGUUGGCGAUACGAGGGAAGACAUCCGUGGGACGAGUUGA